Striga hermonthica is the source of this 837-nucleotide messenger RNA. Lineage: Eukaryota; Viridiplantae; Streptophyta; Magnoliopsida; Lamiales; Orobanchaceae. The record is from the annotation of a GenBank genome assembly.
AUGAGAGAUUUGGCGUCGUGCUUCAGCGAACACGCGGUGCAGGUCUCCGACGCCUCGUGCUCCGGCGCCGGCGCCGCCGAAACCCUCUCCCCCUCCGCCCCGACCGCCGUCGUCUGCUCCUACCGGCUGUCCCUCUCCUCCCAGAAGCAGAUCCUCGUGAGCCUGGCCUGGUGCCGGAGCCCCCUCUCCCAGGGCCUCACCCUCACCUUCGACGGCGACCACGCCGCCGCCCUCAAGCUCACCACCCACUCCCGCCUCUUCCGGAAGCUCAAAGGCGCCAGGUCCAUCGACCUCCACGGCUUCGCCAUCGAGGUCCACUGGGACCUCUCCGCGGCCCGCUAUGAGGCCGGGCCCGAGCCCAUCGACGGCUUCUACGCCGCGUCCAGGAAGCUCCGGCCGGGGGCCCGGCCCGCGGAGUGGUGCCUUGUCUCCCGGCAGGAGCAUUUCACGGGCGGGUCGGUGUACGCUGCGAGGACCCGGUUCCGGGAGGCCGGCCCGGCCCACGAGGUACGGAUCCAGUGCGGAGGGGAGGGGGAGGGGGAGGGGGCUAAGCAGCCGGGGCUGACGGUGUGGAUCGACCGGAAGGCGGUGAUGAGGGUGAAGAGGCUGCGGUGGAAUUUCAGGGGGAAUCAGACAAUAUUCGUAGACGGGCUGCUGGUGGACCUGAUGUGGGAUGUGCACGGGUGGUUCAACGGGUCCGGGUCGAGCCACGCGGUGUUCAUGUUCCGGACUCGGAGCGGGUUGGACAGCAGGCUGUGGCUCGAGGAGAAGAUGGUCAACGGGGAUCGGGAGAAGCUUGACUUCUCACUCCUCAUCUGUGCGACUAAGGCUAUGUGA